AUGUACCACUCCUCCAACAACCUCGACUUUUCCUAUGACUCCAUGCCCCAACCACCCCCACAACCACAACCACACCCGUCCCCUUCGCCCCGCGCCUCACAGACCUCGCACCGUUUCGCCCGUGCCACCCGCCGCCGCAAUAAGCUCCUCGGGCGCAAUGCCCCCAAGCCUGAGAAGAACCCCGUACCGAUUCUGGAGAGCCCACAACCCGACCCUGCCGCCUUUGUUGAGGAGCCCCGCGCUGAUGCCGCUGGCUACGCUCUGGACUCAUCCCCGCUCGAGCACUACGAGAGCAAGACCCAACGCUCGGAACGCAUCGCUACCGCCCUCGAACGAAUCGCCAAGAACGCCGCCUUUUUUGGAUUGUCAGCAGAGGAAAACGCCUGCCCGUCAGAUACCUCCCCGAAGACAGCUGUUAUUCCCCUCAUCGUUGAUGCCAUCACACAGCAUGUCAGAGACCCCAAGGUCGCCGAUCAAGGCCUCACCACACUGAGGAGGCUCACCGUCGACCCUGUGUGCCGCCGCACCAUUGGCGAAUGUGGGGGGGUCGAGGCCAUUGUCGAAGUAAUGAGAGCCCAUUCCUUGAGGGUUCGCAUUCAGACCCAGGCCUGUCUAGCUUUGGCCAACCUGGCCUACAAGUGCCCCGAGAAUAAGAGGGCAUUCAUGAAGUGUAAUGGCUUAGCUGUUAUUGUUGCUGCCUUGUCCAUUCAUAGCAAGGCCGAGCACGUUCAGGCCUGGGGAUGCUUUGCAAUUCGAAACUUUACGAAUGGCGCUAUUGAGGGCGAGCAAGAUGCGUCUGUCACAGCUGGUGCUGUGGAAGUGCUCGUCACUGCUCUGGAGCAAUAUCCCAAAUCCAAUGUAGUGCAGCAACAGUGUAUGAUCGCCCUGACCAAUAUUGCAGCUGCGUCCCCGCUCGGAAUGGAGCGCCUCCGUUCUGCUGGCGGUGUGCAAGCUGUUAUUGCUAGUAUGCACAAUAACAUUCGGUCUUCCCAGCUUUCGGAGAUUGCUUUGUCGUGCGCCAAGGUUCUUGUCGAAGAAGAAAGCAACCAGAAGAUUUUUGGUCAUGAUGGAGGGAUUGAGGCCAUCACCAUGGUGCUCGACGAACAUAGGGGACAUACCGCCAUUGCAGUGCGUGGAUGCGCGGCUUUCCGACAGCUCGCAUUUCAGCGCGAGAAUCGCGACCUCUUAGGUCGUUGCGGCAGCAUACGUGCAAUCAUCACCGCCAUGAUGGAUACAGCCUCGUCCAAGGCCGAGACAGCUGCCGUGCUUCUCAAGGCACUCAGUAAUUCUACGUACGACUCGCUAGCGAACAAAACGCUCGCCGGAAGACUCGGUGCUGUGGAGGCGGCACUUCAUCUGAUAUCUCCUGAUACAUUCCAAAGCAAUACGGGUGUGGUAGAAGACGCGUGUAGAGUGUUGAGAAAUUUGGCCGAUGGCGUCCAACUGAAUCAUCGGCUUCUCAUCGAGAAAGGAGGAGUGGUUGCCGUCCUUGAGGCAGCACGCGAACAUGGCACCUCAUCGGCUGGUGUGGCAGAGCACUGCGUUGCCAUUUUUGUGAACCUGUCAGCGAAUCAGUCGCUGGCCGAACAGUUAAAAGAAGGCGGCAAGGAUUUUGCGGCUAUGGCGAGGGAGUUGCAGUUGGCACAUCCAGGAAACGACCGCGUAUACAAGCAAGUAGCUGAUCUUCUUUCAAUUCUGGAACCUAAGGUGGACGAUGGAGAGCCGGUGAGCACGGAAAGCGUAGAGUGGCGGGAAUCGAAGAGUUGCACGUGGAGAGAGACUGCGACUCAGAUUUCGUUUGAGGAGAGCCUGCGAUCUUCAAAGUCAUUGCGAAAGACAUUCUCCAAAGAAGGAGAGCAGUUAACUCGCCUACAGCGGCUCCGCUCAUUGCCGUUGCCCAAGUCCAAGAAGAGCGCGUUCUAGACGGUGUUCGACGUUUAUUCGAUAUCUGACUAACGUACCUUUAACUUGUUAGACUAAUCUGGCAUCAAUAGAAGUAGUUACGAUGCCAUCUUGUUUUUUUCUGCGGGUCCCUGGUACAAGGGUCCGUAGACUAGACGACAUAAUAUUUCCGACUUCAAAUGUAAAUACAUGACCUUGAGGCAGAG
Molecule: messenger RNA, 2108 nt
Organism: Chondrus crispus (carragheen)
Lineage: Eukaryota; Rhodophyta; Florideophyceae; Gigartinales; Gigartinaceae
Exons: 2
Coding region: 1-1923 (640 amino acids)
Molecular function (GO): protein binding
Source: RefSeq, a predicted model, not a curated record